Messenger RNA from Parastagonospora nodorum SN15, 249 nucleotides. RefSeq lists its product as hypothetical. NCBI's taxonomy places the organism in Eukaryota, Fungi, Ascomycota, Dothideomycetes, Pleosporales, Phaeosphaeriaceae. Bases 1 to 249 code for a protein of 82 amino acids. The transcript has 2 exons. The record is from RefSeq and is a predicted model, not a curated record.
AUGCCCUUGCUGAGUGUGGUUGAUGCGGCUUUUCUCUUAUUACGGCAGCUUUCAUCCCAGGGCGAACUACCGAUUUUUUGGACGAUCAAUCAAUCCCUGUGGAUUCGAGACGAGUAUCUUUUUACAGUCUUGAAAGGAGCUGACGAUGACAGCACGCGUAUUCCCAAGCCGGACCUGAAAGACGGAGUGACCAUAUUGACGCCACCACUUUUCGCAGAUUGUCGCAUGGUCAUCUCCCAGCUGAGUUAG